AUGUCGCUAAGUCAUCGCAAAAACCACCACAAACUAUGUUUCGACUUCAAAAAGAAACAUCCGCCAUCUAAACCAUCCCAUCGCGACGUAUAUGCUAACAUGAAUGUUGCAAGUGACAGUGAUACCGACUCGUCCCCUAAUAUUCCCCUGUUUAUCCUAGAGUUGAACGAGAAGGUGGAUCAACAGCAGAAACCUACGUCGAAGUUUUACGUGCACGAGACCCCGAAGUAUCUAGAACCUCAGCCGGGUACCACUAAGGAACUGGCUAUUGGAAGCUUGGUAGAGAUCUCUAAUGACGUAGGUGUGGAGUUAGAAGAGGAACAGUCUCAUCUGCCUUUAAUGUUGACAGAUGGAGUGCAUAAUGGAGAAAGAUAUUUUAAGUGCUCUGAAAAAGGGCGCUAUUCGUACCUUUGGACCAAUGCAGUAAGGAUUCAAGGUUUCAGGAUGGAAAUCCUACACCUGUCAGUCAGCCUUCUGCAGCUGAACACAUCAAACCACUUAAUCGAAGAAGGAUGGUCAAUCCGUGCUAUAGCGCAGUUGUAUAAUAGCAAUAAAAAAACCAUAUUGAAAAUUAAGCAACGCUGGGAACAGGAAGAUUCCCUAAAGAGGAAAAUUGGUUCAGGUCGUCCCAAACUUACCAACCCUGAACAGGAUGCUGCUUUUUUGGGAUAUUUAAGAAAUAAUCCAUUUGCAACUGUAAGGGAUGCUGUUAUUGAUACAGCAUUUCCUGCCUCCCAACCUACCGCCAGCAGGAGAGUAAUGAAAUCUGAACUAAAAUGUCUCCCUGCUGCGAAAAAAAAAUGUUUCUUAACGAAGAACGGCGACAAUCAAGGAUUAUUGUUGCUUUAA
Molecule: messenger RNA, 849 nt
Organism: Acanthoscelides obtectus
Lineage: Eukaryota; Metazoa; Arthropoda; Insecta; Coleoptera; Chrysomelidae
Source: the annotation of a GenBank genome assembly